CUUUCUUCUUCCUCUUCCUCUUCUUCCUCCCCCAUUCACCACCCACCACCCCAACUCAAUCAUCAUGGCCAGCACGGUCGGACAGACCAUCACCUGCAAGGCGGCAAUCGCCUGGGGUGCCGGAGAGCCCCUCUCCGUCGAGGACGUCGAGGUCGCGCCUCCCCGCGCCCACGAAGUUCGCAUCCAGAUCCUCCACACUGGUGUCUGCCACACAGAUGCCUACACCCUCUCCGGUAAGGACCCUGAGGGUGCCUUCCCCGUCGUCCUCGGCCACGAGGGCGCUGGAAUCGUCGAGUCCGUUGGCGAGGGUGUCACCUCGGUGAAGCCCGGCGACUACGUCAUCGCUCUGUACACCCCCGAAUGCCGCGAGUGCAAGUUCUGCAAGUCCGGCAAGACCAACCUCUGCGGCAAGAUCCGCGCCACCCAGGGUAAGGGUGUCAUGCCCGACGGCACCUCGCGCUUCAAGGCCCGCGGCAAGGACCUGCUGCACUUCAUGGGCACCUCCACCUUCUCCCAGUACACCGUCGUGGCGGACAUCUCCGUCGUGGCCGUGACCCCCAAGAUCCCCACCGACCGCUCCUGCCUGCUGGGCUGCGGCAUCACCACCGGCUACGGCGCGGCGGUCGUGACGGCCAAGGUCGAGGAGGGCUCGAACAUAGCCGUGUUUGGGGCUGGCUGUGUCGGUCUGUCGGUCAUCCAGGGUGCGGUCAAGAACAAGGCGGGCCGGAUCAUCGUGGUGGAUGUCAACGACGACAAGGAGGCGUGGGCGCGCAAGUUCGGCGCGACGGACUUUGUCAACCCGACCAAGCUGGGCGGCAAGACCAUCCAGGAGCAGCUGAUCGACAUGACGGAUGGCGGGUGCGACUACACCUUUGACUGCACCGGCAACGUGGGUGUGAUGCGGGCGGCCCUGGAGGCGUGCCACAAGGGCUGGGGUGAGAGUAUUGUCAUUGGCGUUGCGGCGGCCGGCCAGGAGAUCUCCACGCGGCCCUUCCAGCUGGUCACCGGCCGGGUGUGGAAGGGAUGUGCGUUCGGUGGCAUCAAGGGCCGCACGCAGCUGCCGGGGUUGGUUGACGACUACCUGAGCGGGCAGCUGAAGGUGGACGAGUUCAUCACGCACCGCGAGGGCCUGUCGGACAUCAACAAGGCGUUUGAGCAGAUGAAGGCGGGUGACUGUGUUCGUUGUGUUGUGGAUAUGUCGUAG
Messenger RNA from Aspergillus heteromorphus CBS 117.55, 1204 nucleotides. Its product is annotated as bifunctional alcohol dehydrogenase/S-(hydroxymethyl)glutathione dehydrogenase. Lineage: Eukaryota; Fungi; Ascomycota; Eurotiomycetes; Eurotiales; Aspergillaceae. Gene Ontology annotation, biological process: formaldehyde catabolic process. The transcript is spliced from 6 exons. The record is from RefSeq and is a predicted model, not a curated record. The coding region runs from base 65 to 1204 and encodes 379 amino acids. Gene Ontology annotation, molecular function: S-(hydroxymethyl)glutathione dehydrogenase [NAD(P)+] activity; zinc ion binding. Gene Ontology annotation, cellular component: cytosol.